CAAAAUUUUUCCUUCUCUUCGAUCUCAAUCGCGAUUUUCUGAGAAACCCUAGAACUAAUCCUUCAAAUCCAUCAACAAUCAACCAAAAUCACCAAAAUCAGUAACCGGCACUGUGCAAGCAUCAAAAUCCCUAAUUGUUUUCUUCUCUUUGAACUCAUUUGUCCUUCGAGUGAUGCAGCACGAGCCCGAGCUCAUGUUCGACACCCUGAAGCACCGUGUGGAUAAGUUUUGUGGGCCAACACAACAAUUCUAGCUAGGGGUGGGCAAAAAUCGGGAAAUUGUAAUUUCCCGUCAGUGAGUGGGAGUUGGUAUUGUACUAUUAAUUUAUUGUUACAUGAAUUGUGUGAGAUUAAUACUCUUAUAAACAAAUGGGAAAGCUCCAAAGAGGAUGACUUAGCUGCUGUGGCAUGGAACAUGAAGGAGAAGUUUGCAAAAUAUUGGGGGGAUCCAACAAAAAUGAAUAAGAGCAUUUUUUUUGCGGUGGUGUUGGAUCCUAGUAAAAAAAUGGGAUAUUUAAAUUGCCUUCUUGGGGAUUUGUAUCCAGAGCAGGAAGGAAAAGCAAAAGAAUAUGAAUGCUGGAUUGAAGCUGAAUUGAGAAAGUUGUUUGAUUUUUACAAGACUGAAAUAGAAAAUCAGAAUGAGAAUUGUGGUAGUAAUAGCACAAAUGCCACAUCUGGUUCUAGUGGGGGGCAAGGGCCUGAUCAAAAUAACCUUAAUCACCUUGUUGGAUCUAAACAAAGUGGUGGGAAUGGUCUUGGUGGUGUUGCAAGCUUAAGGGCAAAUAGGAAUGGCAACGUUUCUUCUUGCCAAAGUGAACCAAGAAAUAAGAAAGGGAUGAAGGAUACUGAGAGAUUCAAAAGAUAUUUAUCAGAGGCAACUCAGGAAAAGAAUGAGCAAUCAGAGCUUGACAUCUAUCUCAAAGAUAAAUUAGAAAUCAUGGAAAAUGAUGCUCAAUUUUAUGAUGUUCUUUCAUUUUGGAGGCUCAAGAGUGGGAGAUUUCCUGUUCUUGCAGCAAUGGCACAAGAUAUUUUAGCUAUUCCAGUUUCAACAGUGGCAUCUGAAUCAACUUUCAGCACAAGUGGUCAUGCGUUAGAUGACUUUUGGAGUUCCUUAACUCCUAAGAUGGCACAAGCUCUAGUAUGCGCACAAGAUUGGCUAAGGAAAAAAAGAAAACAUGUCAAUAUUACUCUUGAUUGUGAGGAUUUAGAUGAAUUAGAGGAAGCGGAAGUAGAAUAUAGGAAGAAGUUACGUUCAUCACUUCUAGAUGGUUGACAUUUGCUGCUGUGCAUGUGAAAUUUCGGAUUUGUUUUUUGGGUUGCUUGUUGUUGCAAAUGCUACUAGCUGUUGCUAUAAAUACUGCUUUUGGAUUUGGUUUUUGGGUAGCUUAUUACUGCAAAUGCUACUAGCUGUUGCUAUUUGGGUUGCUUGUUGCUGCAAGCUUGUAAAUGCUGUUGGCUGUUAUUAUAAAUAUUGCUUUUGGAUUUGUUUUUUGGGUUACUUUUUGCUGCAAAUGUUGCUAGUUGUUGCUAUAAAUACUCCUACUACUG
Messenger RNA from Rubroshorea leprosula, 1547 nucleotides. Lineage: Eukaryota; Viridiplantae; Streptophyta; Magnoliopsida; Malvales; Dipterocarpaceae. The record is from the annotation of a GenBank genome assembly.